CGAAACAGAGUUGGGGGCCAACAGUAGUUCUGAACGCUAGCAUCUGAUACACAAGCCAGGACAGAAAUUAUGAAGCGGAGGCGAAGAAGCAUAUCUGAUUUGAACUCCGAUGUUUUGAAAGUUAUCAUUAUUUUUGCAGCUAAAUCAGCUGAUGGGGCAGCCACUUUUGCCAGAGCAACAUCCAUCUGCAAACUGUUCAAGGAGCUUGCAAAUGACACAGACAUCUUAAAAGCUGUGGAAUUUAGUAAUGUGAUGAUAGCUGGAAUUGAUGGGUCAUUCUGGCAGAGUAAUGGUUUGCUAAUAAGAUGUGCGCGUGCUGGAAAUGUGAUUGCUUGCAAUUUACAUUUGAAGCAUGUACAAGUCUUGCUUGAACUCAUAAGGACGAAUGUGAGGGUUGGUAAAUUGGCGUCAAGGGUAAUGAUGAAUAAAAUCUUUGAUAUCAUUCUCUUCUAUUAUCUCAAAGUUUGGAUGAUGCAUUAAGGAUGCCACUUGGGUUGUCUAAACAGUAAACUUACAAGCAGGUUAUUGAGGACAUGAUCAGGGCUGCUGAGAGGCAAGCUUGUACAAGGGCAAUGACGAGGCAAAUUAAUUCAGCCCUGAAGAUGAUGACCAUUGCUUUUGAUGACGCUGAUGUGGACCUCCAGAAGGCAGAAGAGUUGUUACAGGCCAUAAGAUAAUUCUGGUGCUCACAGCUUUUUUUCUUUUUUUGGGUUCACAUUGCCAACUGAACGUUUAGCAAACAUUUUUGUUGGCUGUCUCUCUCUCUCUCUCUCUCUCUAUGUAGGAAUAUUGUGCUAACUUGUUGCUGUGUAUGUAAAGCUCAACCGAUCU
This is a messenger RNA of Ilex paraguariensis (yerba mate), 831 nucleotides long. The record is from the annotation of a GenBank genome assembly. NCBI's taxonomy places the organism in Eukaryota, Viridiplantae, Streptophyta, Magnoliopsida, Aquifoliales, Aquifoliaceae.